Tetranychus urticae (two-spotted spider mite) is the source of this 1884-nucleotide messenger RNA. RefSeq lists its product as uncharacterized. NCBI's taxonomy places the organism in Eukaryota, Metazoa, Arthropoda, Arachnida, Trombidiformes, Tetranychidae. Gene Ontology annotation, biological process: carotenoid biosynthetic process. The record is from RefSeq and is a predicted model, not a curated record. Gene Ontology annotation, molecular function: oxidoreductase activity.
AUGAAGGAGGAGAAAGAUUGUCAUUUCCAAUAAGUAAUAAACAAAUGUUAAUGUCGAUGGAUUUGUUGAAACCUUAAAGUUGAAAACCGUUUAGUUCAGCUCAGUCUUUGAACACAAAGCUUACCAGUUUUAACUUGUGAUCAUCAUUUGCUAUCUUUUCACUUUCCAUAUUGAUUGUGGGUUCAGUUAUCAUUACCAAGUUUAAUCAUGAAUGGUAACUCCAGUAGCUCAGGAAAAAGAGCAAUUGUGAUUGGCGCUGGUGUUGGUGGUUCAGCUGUUGCUGCUCGAUUGGGUAAAUUAGGAUUCGAUGUUACUGUUUACGAGAAAAAUGAUUUCAGUGGAGGCCGAUGUUCGUUGAUCAGAAAAAAUGGACAUCGAUGGGACCAAGGCCCAUCACUUUACCUAAUGCCUAAGCUGUUUGAGGAGACAUUUGCUGAUUUAGGUGAGGAUAUCAACGAUCACUUGGAGCUGCUUAAAUGUCCGAUCAAUUAUCGUGUUUACUUUCAUGAUGGCAAAUUAAUUGAAUUGUCCAGUGAUAUCCAAGCAGUUUACCGACAGUUGGAAAAAUUUGAGGGAUCAAGUGAAGAUACGCUGAUGAGAUUUCUUGAUUUUCUCAAAGAGUCUCAUGUUCAUUAUGAGCAUUCAGUUCAAAUGGCUCUAAAAACACGAUUCGCGUCAAUUUGGGAUCUUUUCAAGUUAAAGUAUAUUCCUGAAUUGUUUCGUAUGCAUUUAUACUCGACUGUUUAUAAAAGAGCAACAAAGUACUUCAAAACUGAACACAUGAUUAAAGCUUUCACUUUCCAAUCAAUGUACAUGGGCAUGUCUCCAUAUGAUAGUCCUGGCCCGUACAGUUUACUUCAAUACACAGAGAUUGCUGAGGGUAUUUGGUAUCCCAAAGGUGGAUUUCACAGAGUUGUCGAUAAGCUGAUUGAAAUUGCUUCAAAUAAAUUUGGCGUUAAAUUUAAUUACUCUGCACCAGUGAGGAAAAUAAAUGUUGAUGGUAACAAAAAAGUCACUGGUAUAACACUGGAGAGUGGAGAGGUUAUUGAUGCUGAUUUUGUGGUGUGUAACGCUGAUCUGGUAUUUGCUUAUAACAAUUUACUUCCACCAACAUCGUACGGCACUAAAUUGGGUUCAAAAGAUCACACUUCAUCUUCAAUAUCCUUUUAUUGGGGAUUGAAGGAAAAAUUACCCAAAUUUACUGUUCACAAUGUUUUCCUGGCACAAAACUAUAAAGCUUCGUUCGAUGAGAUCUUCAAGGGACACACUCUGCCAACACAAGCAUCUUUUUAUGUUAAUGUGCCCAGUCGAAUCGAUCCAGAUGCUGCUCCACCAGGUAAAGACACAAUGGUUAUUUUGGUACCAACAGGUUGCAUGACCAAUGAAAAAGGAGCAGAUUUUGAUGGUUUGGUGGCAAGAGCACGAGCACAGGUUAUUGAGACGAUUGAAAAGCAAAUGGGCUUUGAAUCCUUUGAAUCUUACAUUGAAACUGAAAUUGUCAAUGAUCCAAGAACAUGGAAGGAAAAGUUCAACCUUUGGAAUGGUUCAAUUCUUGGCUUAACUCAUUCCAUUCCUCAAGUUCUUUGCUUCAGGCCAAGUUUGAAGAGUCCCGUAUUUGAUAAUUUAUAUUUUGUUGGAGCCUCGACUCAACCAGGUACUGGAGUACCCAUUGUUUUAUGUGGAGCUAAAUUGUUGGAAGAUCAAAUUGUCCAAGAUAAACUUGGUAAAACCAAGCAAACUGAAAAAUUCUCGUUCGACUUUAUUGGUAUCUUCAUUCCACUCGUCCUAUUAUUGCUGUUUUAUUUUGUCUUCGGUAACAAAUAAAAAUUGAGAGUUUUAAUUAAUAUAUCGAAUAUUUUAAUAAAAAUUUCCUCGUCAUAAAAA